GUUUCUUAAAAACCGGUACCAAAGGAAGCGCUCAAGGGAAUUUCGGGAUAAUGGACUUAGUCGCCGGACUGCACUGGCUGAGAGAAAACCUUCCAGCUUUCGGCGGAGAUCCUCAAAAAGUAACGUUGAUGGGACACGGGACUGGUGCCGCUCUUGUCAACUUCAUAGCUGUGUCACCUGUAGCCAAAGAAUUGCUACAUCGUGUGAUAUUACUUAGCGGAUCCAGUCUGAGUCCGUGGGCCAUCCAAAAGGAUCCCCUUUGGGUCAAAAGAAGCGUUUCCCUACACACCAGAUGUUACGGAGACCUUUUGGAAGACGACCUAGCACCAUGUUUAAGACUGCAGCCCUUAAAUAAUUUACUCGACAUUAAGUUGGACGUCCCAAGAUUUUUACCAGGCUUUGCUCCAUUCAUCGACGGCACAAUUCUAGUUAAUCCGACGUCAGUGCCGACGAACAUCGGCGCGCCGACUAUUUCCACGACUGAAGGCUUCGAGCUGGCCGACUUUCCGGACAGAUCCUUGCUGUUCGGUCUCACUUCCACCGAAUCGUAUUUGGAUCUCAAUGCACAAGAUCUGGAAUUCGGCUUCAACGAGACGAAACGAGAUCGCAUUCUGAGGACUUAUGUUCGGAACGCAUACUAUUAUCAUCUAAACGAAAUAUUUUCCACUCUGAAAAACGAAUACACGGACUGGGAGAGGACUUCGCAGAAUCCGCUCAGCGUUAGGGAUGCUGUAUUGGAUGUACUUAGCGAUGGACAUACAGCGGCUCCAUUAAUCAGGAUAGGAUAUUUGCAUAGUUUAAGAGGUGGAACGACGUUUUUCUUCCAUUUCCAACACCAUAAUGGCGAAAGAGAUGUUCCAAUGAGGGCUGGUAGCGUUCGAGGCGAAGACGUCCCUUACGUGUUAGGUUUUCCAAUAACAGGUGCUGGAUUUUAUUCUCCUUAUAACUACACAUUCAACGAUGCUGCCAUAUCAAAAGAGUUGAUUUAUUACAUCAGCAAUUUUAUUAAAACUGGAAACCCCAACGGCGACAUGCCAAACUCAGCAGAGAAUCAAAAUGAAAAUCUAAAUCAAAAUGUCAUUAAAGAUAAGCCAACACCUGCGAUGCCUUUUUGGGACACAUAUGACACAAUCAAUCAAUUUUAUUUGGAAGUCGGAAGCCGCCUAGAGAAAAAGGACCACUACAGAGGACAUAAAAUGUCACUUUGGUUAAAUUUAAUUCCUCAACUACAUCGACCUGGCGAGGGCGGAGAUAUCUCAAUGAGGCAUCAUCAGUUUCAGGAAGAAGAUGAACAGUACUACGAUGGUUAUGUUCGGCCUCAAGUAAAAGAAAAACCUCCUUUUCUUUUUACUACAAUAUCUACAACAUCUACAUCGACGUCGGAGAGUACUAGUUCAACGCCUUUGCCACCUAAAUCGGAUACUGCCUUACAGGCAACAACUACAGAAUGCCCUCCAAAUCAAACAAUAUAUCUUCCAAGUCAAACUAAAACUUCGAAUAAUCUACUAAGAAAAUUGGCUUCCAGUCACUAUCAGAGUUACACUACUGCCCUCACGAUCACCAUCGCUGUAGGAUGUUUCCUUUUGUUACUCAACGUCCUCAUUUUCGCCGGUAUCUAUCACCAACGGGACAAGGAGAAAAAGAAGCACAAACGGAAAGAAGUUCAAAACGAAACAGGUAGCUCGAGCAGUUCUUCAGGCGAAUGUUACGACAAAGCCUUCGAAGUACAACCCCAAGAAUUAAAAUGUAGCCGUCACAAGUACAUGAGCGACUAUAGUUACGAGCAAAAACACAGUGAUAUUCAAAUAACCGAACUUCCUAUACAAAAUUUUAAAUCUUCGCCACCGCCAGCUAAACGAAUAGAAAAUAUUCACCCCAGUUUUCAUCCCCCCGACGUGACCAGCACCAGUCAAGACGUCGUUCACAGCCGUAGCAGCGUCGCCCAUUCUUCACCGGCGGUGGAAUGUCUGCCGUCAGUUAGUACAAAUCAAAUAGGAAUACUCAGGCCACAAGGAAUUCCUGUGACUCCAGGAACCAUGAAAAAACGUGUUCAGAUCCAAGAAAUAUCCGUAUGA
This is a messenger RNA of Psylliodes chrysocephalus, 2075 nucleotides long. The record is from the annotation of a GenBank genome assembly. NCBI's taxonomy places the organism in Eukaryota, Metazoa, Arthropoda, Insecta, Coleoptera, Chrysomelidae.